Messenger RNA from Prorocentrum cordatum, 1470 nucleotides. The record is from the annotation of a GenBank genome assembly. NCBI's taxonomy places the organism in Eukaryota, Dinophyceae, Prorocentrales, Prorocentraceae.
AUGGCGACCAAGCCCGUUGCCCAGUUCAGCUCGUUCCAGGACGCGAUGGACUACUUCCAGGAAAACCCCGAGAACGAAGAUGGCACUGACAUCUCUGAGGAGCAGGUCCUCGCUGCUCAGAAAGAGUGGGGUGACGGGAUCGUAAACAUUUCCGCUAUUCACGAGAGAGGCGGGGACUACGAGGCAGCCGCGAAAGAUCUCAUCAGCAAGCUGUAUGGGUACGGUGUGUCCCCUGUGCUGUUCAAGCCCACUUUGGCGCGCGACUCCCAGUUCCGAUCGACCUUCGAAGACGCUGUGUCCUACUUCGUGGCGACAAACGGCUUGCACGAGGAGGACACGGGCUUCGCCAUCAAAGGCUGGAAGGCCGUGCGGUGGGAUAACAAGGGAGUCAAUUUGUUCGGUAACACGGCCUUGGCGAUGGGUAAUUAUUUCUUUACCAAUCCCGAGGGGGAGGAGGUAAAGGUCGAGUACACGUUUGGAUAUUUCAUCGACUCAUCGGGUGCUGUCCGGAUCAACCUGCACCACUCGUCGGUACCGUUUGUGGCCAGCAGGACCAUUACCAGGGAGCAGGUCCUCGCAGCCCAGAAGGCGUGGGGUGACGGGAUUGUCAGAAUCUCCGCUAUCCACGCGGUCAACGGAGACUACGAGACGGCCGCGAGCACACUUAUCAAGAAAUUGUACGGAUACGGCGUGGCCCCUGUUCUCUUCAAGCCGACUUUGGCGAACGAUGUUCAAUUCCGCUCGACCUUCGAAGACGCGCUGUCCUACUUCGUGGCGACAGAAAGCAAGUUGCACUCGGAGGACACGGGUUUUGCCAUCAAGGGUUGGAAGGCCGUGCGGUGGGAGAAUACCGGCAUCAACAUGUUCGGCGAGUCAGCAUUGGCGAUGGGCAAUUACUACUUCACCACUCCCGAGGGCGAGGAGGUGAAGGUGGAGUACACAUUCGGGUACAUCCUCGACGCGGAAGGAGAAGUCCGGAUCAACCUGCACCAUUCCUCGGUUCCGUACCCAGUCAGCAAGGGCAUCACGAAGCAGCAGAUCCGCGAGGCUCAGCGGGCGUGGGGCGACGCGAUCGUGAACAUCUCCGCCCUGCACGCGAACGGGGGCGAUUUCCGCAAGGCCGCAAGCGAGCACAUCAAGAAGCUGUACGGGUAUGCUUCGAGCCCGGUGCUGUUCAAGCCUGCAAUGACGGCGACCGAUUUCUGCUUCACUUUUGAGGAGGCGCUGUCGCAUUUCGUGACGACGGAGGAGAAGUUCCCAGGCCUCGCCAUUCAGGGCUGGAAAGAAGUGCGGUGCGAGAACACCGGUGUCAGUAUCCACGGCAGCACUGCCAUGGCAAUGGGCAAUUGUUGUCUUACCACCCCCGAGGGUAAGAAGGUGAAACUUGAUUACACGUUUGGAUACAUUCUCAACGCAGAGGGGGAUAUUCGAAUCAACCUGCACCACAUGUCUACAUCGAGCGUUUCGUAG